Messenger RNA from Lytechinus variegatus (green sea urchin), 970 nucleotides. RefSeq names its product transmembrane emp24 domain-containing protein 5-like. The transcript has 5 exons. The coding region runs from base 60 to 728 and encodes 222 amino acids. NCBI's taxonomy places the organism in Eukaryota, Metazoa, Echinodermata, Echinoidea, Temnopleuroida, Toxopneustidae. The record is from RefSeq and is a predicted model, not a curated record. Gene Ontology annotation, cellular component: Golgi apparatus; COPII-coated ER to Golgi transport vesicle; endoplasmic reticulum-Golgi intermediate compartment. Gene Ontology annotation, biological process: intracellular protein transport; Golgi organization; endoplasmic reticulum to Golgi vesicle-mediated transport.
GUUCGAGCGUGGAAAGCGAUCAUUGGUGGGGAGUAGAGCAGUUGAAAGUCUCACGCAAAAUGGAGAAUUUGCGAUUAAUUCUGGGAUAUUUCAUUCUAUUAAUUGUGGCAGAAUUGUCAUCAGGGAUAAUGCAUGACCUUACAGUAAUAGUUCCUCCAGGAAGAAGAGAAUGUUUCCAUCAAACGAUGAAUUCCGGCAGCAAUUUGGAGUUCGAGUUUCAGGUAUUGGAAGGAGGAGAUUUAGACAUUAAUUUUAUUUUACGUUCACCAACGAACAAAGCUUUAGCAACAGAAGCAAGAAAACAAGAUGGAAUUUAUUCAUUUAAUUUACAAGAGACAGGGGACUACCUCAUGUGUUUUGAUAAUUCCUUCAGUCGAAUGUCAGAAAAGAUUGUUUAUUUUGACUUAGCAUUAGACUAUGAGGAUGAAGGAGAAUCUGAUGUUCCUAAAUGGAUGGAUGCGGUUGCUAAUAGAAACGAAGAGGUAGAGAUUACCAUGGAGGAGAUUCAAACAUCAUUAGAUAUUGUGAGCGACAACCUACGUAAGUCGCAGACUCACCAACGACAAUGGCGCAACAUAGAGUUCCGGGACCGUUAUCUAACAGAACGUAACUUUGAACGUGUGAAUUUCUGGUCAGCUGUCAACACCAUAGUUAUGUUGGUAACAUUAAUCAUACAGGUCGUUAUGAUUAGGAGUUUGUUUGCUAAUAAUACCAAAGUGAGAACAUGAUUGGUAUUGUAUGCUCAAAUUAAGUAGAGAAUAUAAGCUCUGUUCAUACAUUUAUAUUUUUUGAGCAAUAUGUUAGAUGCAGAUUUUUAUUUCAUAAGAUUAAAUCGUGUAUGGACAUACGCAGUAUUGAUUUGUAUAGUUCAUUUGGUUUUGCUAAUAAGUAAAACUAUUACUUUUAUUAUUAUUGAUAAUUUUUUUUAUUAUUUUAUUAUAACUAAUAUUUAUUUUCAAUGCUAUUAUUA